AUGGCCCCUGGACGGAUAUCACCACCCGGAUCGCCCAUCCCCUCUGAACCCUCAUCUUCAGAUAUCUCCGCAUACCGGGGCUACCACCAUGUACACUGGUAUGUCGGCAACGCAAAACAGGCCGCAUCGUUCUACGUAACACGAAUGGGCUUUGAGCGGGUUGCAUACCGAGGUCUCGAGACUGGCUCGCGCUCCGUUGCCUCCCAUGUCGUACGGAACGGCCAUGUCACAUUCGUCCUCACAUCACCCCUCCGAGGCCUGAAGCAGAGUUCAAGAUUCAGCGAAGAGGAUGCAAAACUACUACAUGAGAUCCAUGAGCACCAGGAGCGACACGGUGAUGCAGUGAAGGACGUCGCCUUCGAAGUUGACAACCUCGACGCUAUCUAUUCUUCCGCCGUCUCAGCCGGCGCCGAGUCCAUAUCCGCCCCGCACACCCUCGCCGACUCCCACGGCACCGUCCGCCUCGCCACCAUAAAAACCUACGGUGACACCACACACACCCUGAUCGAGAAGCCCUCCUCCUACACCGGCGUCUUCCUCCCCGGCUACGCCCCCGCGCCCUCCGUCUCAGACUCGCUCUCGAAAUUCCUCCCGCCCGUCCUCCUCUCCAACAUCGACCACUGUGUCGGCAACCAGGACUGGGACGAGAUGGACAACAUCUGCGACUACUACGAGCGGGUGCUUGGCUUCCACCGCUUCUGGAGCGUCGACGACAAGGACAUCUGCACCGAGUACUCUGCGCUCAAGAGCGUCGUGAUGAGCAGCCCCAACGAUGUCGUCAAGAUGCCCAUCAACGAGCCGGCCCACGGCAAAAAGCAAUCCCAGAUCGAGGAGUACGUGGACUUCUACGGCGGGCCCGGCGUCCAGCACAUUGCGCUGCGGACGGACAACAUCAUACGGGAUAUCACCAAUUUGAAGGCCCGCGGCGUCGAGUUCAUCAAGGUGCCCGAGACGUACUAUGCGGCGAUGCGCCAGCGGUUGAAGAGCAAGGGGAUGAGGCUGGAGGAAGACUUCGAAGUGUUGCAGAGUUUGGAUAUCCUGAUUGACUUUGACGAGGGCGGGUACCUGCUGCAGCUGUUCACGAAGCACUUGAUGGACCGGCCUACAGUGUUCAUUGAGAUCAUCCAGCGGAAUAAUUUUGAUGGCUUUGGCGCGGGCAACUUUAAGAGCUUGUUCGAGGCCAUCGAGCGCGAGCAGGAGUUGCGAGGUAACUUGGUAUGA
Molecule: messenger RNA, 1221 nt
Organism: Paraphaeosphaeria sporulosa
Lineage: Eukaryota; Fungi; Ascomycota; Dothideomycetes; Pleosporales; Didymosphaeriaceae
Product: 4-hydroxyphenylpyruvate dioxygenase
Exons: 2
Coding region: 1-1221 (406 amino acids)
Biological process (GO): L-tyrosine catabolic process
Molecular function (GO): 4-hydroxyphenylpyruvate dioxygenase activity
Source: RefSeq, a predicted model, not a curated record